Molecule: messenger RNA, 2385 nt
Organism: Varanus komodoensis (Komodo dragon)
Lineage: Eukaryota; Metazoa; Chordata; Lepidosauria; Squamata; Varanidae
Gene: LRRN4
Product: leucine rich repeat neuronal 4
Exons: 5
Coding region: 1-2385 (794 amino acids)
Molecular function (GO): protein binding
Source: RefSeq, a predicted model, not a curated record
AUGGCCCCAGAGCCCCGCUUGAGAGCCAUCCUUACAUGGAAGAUGCUGAAAGGAACUGGAAUGUUCUGCCUCUUCCUCACUGGCCUCAUUCUACUGGGAAGAGAAGUACCAGCCAGACCCACGGAGAAGCAGGCUCCUGCCACACAUGGAGAUAUGAAAGCAUUUUUCCAUCUGGUUAAGCAGAACACUUGGGAGGAAAAUGCCAGUCUUACUAACCUGUCCUGUGAGGAGCUGAGAAACCAGGCCUGGACCACCCUGCACCUGAAAAACCAAAAUCUGACUUCUUUCCCUGUAUGCCUGCCAGAAUUUCUGGAGCACCUGGAUCUCAGUGUCAACCUCUUGCCCCAGUUACACAGCCAGGAUGUGGCGUACCUUCCCAGGUUGCAAGUUCUCACCCUGAAGCACAAUCAGAUUCAAGAAGUGACGUGGGGGGCCUGGAGCCUCAGCAGCCUCCAGGCCCUAGAUCUGAGUUUCAAUUUGCUGUCAUCUGUGCCCGCAUGCACUGCCUCCUCUUCUUUGGCCAGUCUCAGGUGGCUGUCCCUGGCUGGAAACCCCAUCGCUGAGAUCCAGCCAUUGGCAUUCUCCUGCUUUCCUCGGCUGCUUUUCCUGAAUCUGUCUUCCACUUGGCUGGGAAGGGACGGCCAAGGGGGCAUUAGUGAAUCUGCCUUUGCAAUGAACUUGCGUCACGUUGGAGACUCCACCAGAAAACCCGGGAGUGCGCUCAGUGUGCUUGACCUCAGUGCCACAUUUCUGGAGAGGAUUCAUCAGGGCUGGAUCAAAAAUCUGCCCGGACUCACAUCCCUCUAUCUAACCAGAAUGAGGCAACUGAGAAGCCUUGAUGCUGACAUCUUCCCUCACGUGCCCACGCUGAGAGAACUGGACUGCCGGGAUUCGCAAGCACUGACUCUGGUGCAUACUGAGUCAUUCAACCACAUACCACAUGUGGCUCUCCUCCUGUUCCAGAAUUGUAACUUGAGUUCUUUCAGUCCAUGGAAUCUUCGCUCAUCAGGCAACCUCGUCAUCAACCUCUAUGGAAAUCCUUUGGUCUGCCACUGUGACAUCUCCUGGUUGUUUGCCAAGCCAGGCAAAAUAGUACUGCAGAGGGCAUCAGAAACUAUGUGCUUCCCGUCCCCCGGGGAGAGUGUAGCCCCUUUAUCUGGGCCCUUGCCAUUGCCUGAACUCUACAAUGCAUGCCAAGGGCAGAGAACUGCCCAUUCAACCCCAUCAUGGACUCUGGAUGAACCUCACAGUGCUUCUUCCAGCUCUGCCAUUAGUACAUGGUCCAGCAAGUCCCAUCAGAAAUGGGGCAGCACUUAUGCCCCCCAGAACACACAUUGGCCCUGGGGAGACACAACAAAGCAGGAGUUAACUAAGGCAGCCAUUCUUGCUGACCGAGAAGAAACAGUUCACGGUUCUGCAGACCAUCCUUGGACCCUGGCAGCUGUUGGCACCACUCCCUCAACAACUCUGGAGACCUCUGCUGGACAACCCUUCAUAAGCAUGGUCCACCUGGAUCCUGGAAAGCAGGAUGCUACAACCGUGAAUUCCAUGGACUCUCCAGAAGAAACACAGUAUCACACAGUUGUGCUCACUCCCACAACUGAAGCCCCAGGAACCAGCCCUUCCCAGGCUCCCAGUGGCCUGUUUAUCCCACACAUCAUGGCCCAUUCAGAACAAACUACACGGCCACUGCAGAACACCACCAAAGCAGUUUCCCUUCCACACCUUGCAACCAGUGAUCAUCCAGUGCAUUACGAAGAUGAUGAUGACUAUGAAAUCGAGCAAGAGGACUCUGCAAUGGAGAUGCUCCAGUUUUGUGACUACGAUCCAUGCAGACACCUCCAGAAGCCUUGCCCUGAUCUCCAGGUGCUGUCUCCUUGCUUGUGCCCAGGCAUAUCUAACGACUUCACCAUCCCAGAACCACCAAGACUCCACAGAGUCUCUGAAAUAAGGGACACUUCUGCAGAGAUCCACUGGUGUGCUCCUAGCUCAGCAGUGAGGUUCUACCAGCUUGCCUACCACCCAAAAGACAGCAAGAUGAAUGACACGCUUUCUGGGGAGAUUUAUGCCACAGCCAGGCGGUAUACCCUGUACAACCUCCUGCCUGGAUCAACCUACCAGGUAUGUGUAAUUGCUUCAAAUGAGGCAGGGUCAAGCCGGACUGCAGAAUGGGAUGCGAACAGCACUCCAUGCAGUACCUUUGCAACACAGUCCAGCUACAAGCCUCCCUUGGUUGCCUUGUGUGCAACAAGUGCAUUUUUUCUCACUGCUACCAUAUUAUUGUCAGUGUGUCUAUGCAAAAAACAUAGAACACCUCACAGUGAGCAGCAUGGCACACGCUUGGUCUCUUAUAAAAACCCUGCUUUUGAUUACUCCUUAAAAUAA